This is a messenger RNA of Telopea speciosissima, 504 nucleotides long. RefSeq lists its product as uncharacterized. The coding region runs from base 1 to 504 and encodes 167 amino acids. The transcript has a single exon. NCBI's taxonomy places the organism in Eukaryota, Viridiplantae, Streptophyta, Magnoliopsida, Proteales, Proteaceae. The record is from RefSeq and is a predicted model, not a curated record.
AUGGAACACUUAGAGCAGACUUUUGGCAAGCAAGAUUAUCUUGCAUGCCAACAAAUCUCCUCAGCGAUGUUCUCUGCAAAGAUGCAUGACAGUAUCACAAUCCAGGAUCAUAUGAUGAAGCUUACCAAGCUCUUCUCUAGAUUGGAGAAUAAGGGUACUCUAUUUGAGUUGGACUUCAAGAUAGAUAUUAUCUUUGCCUCACUUCCUGACGCCUAUAGCUCAUUUAUCAUGAACUUCCACAUGAAUAAAGUAGUGGUUAACAACGUCUCUGAGCGUACUAACAUGCUUAUAGAAGGAGAAAGUACGCUUAAGAAAAAUAAAGUUGUUUCUCUUUUUAUUGAGAAGAGUUCUCAUGGUUCAAAGAACAAGAAAAAGAAGAGGACUAAGAAAAGCAAGAAAGGUAAGUCAACCGGUGUGAAAGAGGGAGAAGUGCAGAAGAAAAAGAAAAGUGUUUCCAUUGUGGCAAGACUGGACACUGGAAGAGAAACUGCUAAGAGUACCUAG